This is a messenger RNA of Nematolebias whitei (Rio pearlfish), 1236 nucleotides long. Its product is annotated as integumentary mucin C.1. The transcript has 8 exons. The coding region runs from base 46 to 1236 and encodes 396 amino acids. The record is from RefSeq and is a predicted model, not a curated record. NCBI's taxonomy places the organism in Eukaryota, Metazoa, Chordata, Actinopteri, Cyprinodontiformes, Rivulidae.
ACAAUCCAGGAGAACCAAAUCUACAGAGCGCACAGAAACGUCACAAUGAAUCUGAUCUUUUCUCUGAUUUCCAUCUGGGCGCUCAUCAGCACAGCUGGAGCACUGCAGUGUUUAAGCUGCACAGAUCAGUCAUGUUCAGCGACAGCACCAAUUACUUGUAGCACAGAGACUAUGUGUAUAACAGCUUCCAUUCAAGCCACUUCAUCUGGAACUACAGGAACACAAAUCUUUAAAGCCUGUGCAUCAUCAGCUCUGUGUCCAAGCACAGGCAGUCAGACUUUUUCUGCCAACUUGGGAGUGUCAAGUGCAAUUGCGUCUGCUCAGUGCUGCAACACCGACAGCUGCAACUCACAAACACUACCUUUCCCCAGCCCUCAGGCAGCUAACAGCCUGCAGUGUCAUUACUGUAACCCUCUCACUGCUCAGUGCACUUCUACAGUACAGUGUUCAGGAUCUGAGAACAGCUGCAUCUCAGCAACAAUGAAAAGUGGAUCCACAACAUCUCCAGCACUCGGCUGUGUGACUCAAAAUACUUGUUUAGUUGCUCCAAGUCUGGGCACUUUACCGUUCAUGCAAAAUGUUGGUAGCAUCGUCAGUGGACCGACCUGCUGUUCAAGCAGUUUGUGUAACGUUCCACUGACUACAACAGCAGCACCAACCACCACUACAACCACCCCAACCACCACUACAACCACCCCAACCACCACUACAACCACCCCUACGACCACUACAACAACACCUACCACCACUACAACAACAACUACCACCACUACAACAACACCUACCACCACUACAACAACACCUACCACCACUACAACCACCCCAACCACCACUACAACCACCCCUACCACCACUACAACAACACCUACCACCACUACAACAACACCUACCACCACUACAACAACUCCAACAACCACCACAACUAUCACACCCACCACUACAACCACCACUAUACUCUCACCCACCAUUACAACCACUAAAACAACUGCAGCAACCACUAAUACCAGCAGCAAUGCAUCCAGUGUCAGUCUGGGUCUCCUCCAUCUGCUGCUUGGACUCAGCACCAACCACCACUACAACAACACCUACAACCACCACAACAACGCCAACGAACACUGCAACCACCCCAACCACCACUACAACAAUGCCUACCACUACAACCACCAUGGCAACCACCACAACAACCACCAUAGCUACCUGGCUGCCACAGCCAGGGAGCUCAACCUUUACUUCUAA